Molecule: messenger RNA, 579 nt
Organism: Nerophis lumbriciformis (worm pipefish)
Lineage: Eukaryota; Metazoa; Chordata; Actinopteri; Syngnathiformes; Syngnathidae
Source: RefSeq, a predicted model, not a curated record
AUGGAACUGGUCAAUUGGUCACUGAGUGCUCUGGACAAGAUCUUCUCUACAAUGCGAACAGAACCUGGACGACGCCCAUGUCCGGGCAACACUUUCAAUCUUUUUUUUGUCUUAUUUUCUUUCCUACCAGAGCUUGAAAAAAAGAUUCGAGCCGCCUUUGAAGCAUUUGAUUACCAGUCAAAUGGCACCGUGGAUGUCCGCGAAAUUGGCACCAUCAUCUAUUCUCUGGGUCGCUUCCCCACUCAGGCAGAUCUUCACAACUUCAUAGCUGAGGUGGAAGAGGACCAAACAGGAUACAUCCAUCUGGACCGCUUCCUCCCCGCCAUGACCAGAAUUCUAGUGGAACACAAGUUCCCUCCCAUCUCAGAGGAUGUUCUGCUUCAAGCGUUUGAGGUUCUUGACGAGGAAAAGAAAGGCUUCUUGGACCCAGAUGAUCUGUCGCAGUACUUGAUGGAGGAAGGCGAGGUCUUUACGCAGGAGGAGAUGGACGAAAUGCUGACAGCCCUAACAGACCAUGAGACCAACCUGAUUUACAGCAAAGACUUACUCAACCAUCUCAUCAUGGACCCUGAAGUGUAA